UUCUAAAAACUUGUCGACCAGAGAUCCAACUCCAAAGAAGAGCUGUGAAGCACUGGACAGAUAAAACUCACCUGGUUCUUGCCCCUUCUUUCUGUCGCACAAUUUCACCGUAGGGGUUUACCCAGGGUUUCUUGUCCACUGUUGUUGCCUUUGUAUCCAUGGUGAAGCCAAAGCGAGGCCGUUCGCCGCCUUCCGGUUCUGGCUCGGGUUCGUUGUCCAGGUCCCGCUCGAAGUCACGGUCACGCUCUUACUCUGGUUCAGAUUCUCGCUCCAGCUCACGCUCCCGGUCUUUGUCCUCCCGAUCUCGUUCCAAAUCGCUCUCUUCAUCCUCCUCCCCUUCUCGCAGCCUCAGCUCGGGUAGCCGCAGCCCUACUGCUCAGAGAAAGAGUUCUGCUGUAGUGGCUAAACGAGGUCGUUCUCCAGACCUGCAAUCUAGAAAAACUUCUCCGCCAAGGAAGAUUUCUCCCAUUCGUGAGUCUCUUGUUCUUCACAUUGACUCACUCAGCAGGAAUGUGCAUGAAGGCCAUUUAAAAGAGAUAUUCAGUAACUUUGGUGAGGUUGUACAUGUGGAGCUGGCAAUUGACCGUACUGUUAAUCUUCCCAAGGGAUAUGGAUAUGUUGAAUUCAAGGCAAGGGCUGAUGCUGAGAAGGCCUUAAUAUACAUGGAUGGGGCCCAGAUUGAUGGCAAUGUUGUUCGAGCAAGGUUCACAUUACCUCCGCGACAGAAGGUUUCACCACCCCCAAAACCUAUUGCUGCUGCUCCAAAGCAGGAUGCUUCCAAACCUGAUAAUGCAAGUGUCGAUGUUGAGAAGGAUGGACUAAAGAGGCAAAGAGAAUCUUCUCCCAAUUGUAAACCCCUAGCCUCACCUCGAAGAAGAAUGCCUGUUACUCAAAGAGGUGGAUCCCCUAGACGUCUUCCAGAUUCCCCUGCACGUCGACGUGCUGAUUCUCCUCCAUGUCGGCGAAUAGAGUCUCCUCUUCAUCGUGGGGAUGCACCACCAAGACGGAGACCAGCUUCCCCAGCUCGAGGUCGUUCUCCAUCUCCACCAAGGCGUUAUAGAUCCCCUGCAAGGGGCUCUCCCAGGAGGAUUCGUGGUAGUCCUAUCCGCAGACAUUCUCCUCCAAGGCGACGUACACCUCCUAGACGAGCUCUUAGUCCUCCAAGAAGGUCCCCACUUCGUCGACGUAGCCGCUCUCCAAUUCGUAGGCCUGCUCGCUCACGUUCAAGAUCACCUGCACCGAGGAGCAGAGGCCGAGCUCCUGCUGCAAGACGUGGGAGGUCAUCAUCUUAUUCCAGGUCGCCUAGUCCACGCAAGGUCACCCGCAGGAUAUCAAGGAGCCGAAGUCCUAGAAGGCCUUUGAGGGGAAGAAGCAGCACCAGCAACAGCAGCAGCUCACCACCUCGUAAAUCAUAGGUAGUAUUUGUGGCAAUCUCUUCCCCCUCUCCCUCCUCUAUAUCUAUGAGUACUGAACUAGUUAAGGUCUGUUUCAGUAUGGAAAAAUCCUUUGAUGGCUUGUGAUGUAAAACAGUGAUAGAAGUUAAUACUGUUCUUCAGGAUUGUUUGUUUUGCUUCAUGGAACCAUGCUGUGCGUGCUAGUUGCCAGUAUUUGUGGAGAAUUAUCUAUUACAGUUUAGCUGCUUUUCUGUUGAA
Messenger RNA from Manihot esculenta (cassava), 1652 nucleotides. RefSeq names its product serine/arginine-rich splicing factor SR45. Gene Ontology annotation, cellular component: cytoplasm; nucleoplasm; ASAP complex. Gene Ontology annotation, molecular function: RNA binding. The transcript is spliced from 12 exons. The coding region runs from base 159 to 1415 and encodes 418 amino acids. Gene Ontology annotation, biological process: mRNA splicing, via spliceosome. NCBI's taxonomy places the organism in Eukaryota, Viridiplantae, Streptophyta, Magnoliopsida, Malpighiales, Euphorbiaceae. The record is from RefSeq and is a predicted model, not a curated record.